Messenger RNA from Corylus avellana, 3959 nucleotides. Its product is annotated as type I inositol polyphosphate 5-phosphatase 13. The record is from RefSeq and is a predicted model, not a curated record. Lineage: Eukaryota; Viridiplantae; Streptophyta; Magnoliopsida; Fagales; Betulaceae. Gene Ontology annotation, biological process: phosphatidylinositol dephosphorylation. Gene Ontology annotation, molecular function: protein binding; phosphatidylinositol-4,5-bisphosphate 5-phosphatase activity.
GUGAUCUCGAAUCAGCGCAACGGAAGAAACCUUCCUGUCCGUACACCUCCCAGCAUGCCUCGCCUUACUCCUCGCUCGUCUAUGCAAUGUCCUCCGCUUCCUUCCCUCUCUCUCGGAUCUCCCUUUUUGACUCUCUCUCUCUCUAUCUCUCUCAUUCCUCCCUUUCUCUCUCCCUCCUUUUCUCUCUCUCUCCCAUUUUCUUUCUUUCUUUCUGGGUUUUUGCUGAACUCGGUCUUCUUUUGAAGCUGGUGCACUAUGGACGACGAAGACAGCAAGAGAAUUAUCGAAGACGAUGACAUGGAGGAGGCCUUGGCUGGCCUGAGCGCCGCCCCUCCGCCACGAAAGAAUCAGUCUUACAGCCAACAACUCCGAGGAACGUCGUCGCACAAACGCCACAAGCAAGUGCGCAAGCACAGCCUCGACGACGUCCAAGUUGUUGGCCUUAACUCCGAAGACAAUUUCUACGACUCUUCCGACGAGGACUUCUUCCCUUACUCCUCCACCACCACCACGCCCACCACCCCCUCAACCCCUACAACCACCACUGCUUCUUUUGCCGGUGGCGGUGAGAGGCUCUCCAUCGAGGGUACUGCUCCAGAGGACUUCCGCCAUUCCCAUCCACUGCCUGAGUUCAUCGGCAGCGGCGGCGCCUCCGGAAUCUUCAAGGUUCCGACUCGCGCGCCGGUCCAUCCAGGCCGCCCGCCUUGCCUCGAGCUGAGGCCUCACCCGCUGAGGGAGACACAGGUGGGAAAGUUCUUGAGAAACAUUGCGUGCACGGAGACCCAGUUGUGGGCCGGCCAAGAGAGUGGCGUGAGGGUGUGGGACUUCGAGAACGCGUACGAACCCGGGUGCGGGCUCGGUGGGUUCGGUGGGCGGGUGAGGAGGGGUGACGAGGACGCGGCGCCGUUUCAUGAGUCGGUGAACACGUCGCCCACCAUGUGUUUGAUGGUUGAUAGUGCGAAUAGGUUGAUUUGGAGUGGGCAUAAGGAUGGGAAGAUUAGAUCCUGGAAGAUGGAUCAGCCUUUGGAUGAUACGCCUUUCAAAGAAGGUCUUUCCUGGCUGGCGCAUCGUGGCCCUGUUCUUUCUAUGGUUUUGACAUCUCAGGGUGAUCUAUGGUCAGGUGCUGAAGGUGGUGUUAUUAAGAUCUGGCCAUGGGAAUCCAUUGAAAAAUCUCUCUCUCUUAAACCAGAGGAAAAGCACAUGGCAGCGUUACUGGUGGAGAGGUCAUAUAUUGACCUAAGGAGCCAAGUCACUGUUAAUGGUGUCUGUAGUAUAUCUUCUCAAGAUGUAAAGUCUUUGUUAUCUGAUAAUAUUAGAGCUAAAGUGUGGUCUGCUGGGCCCCUGUCCUUCUCAGUUUGGGAUGCUCGUACAAGGGAGCUUCUGAAAGUAUUCAAUGUAGAUGGUCAGAUGGAGAAUAGAGUUGAGAUGUCAUCGCCACAGCAAGAUCAAGCAGUAGAAGAUGAGAUGAAGGUAAAAUUUGUUUCCACAACGAAAAAGGAGAAAUCCCAGGGUACUAGCUUUUUGCAACGGUCACGUAAUGCCAUAAUGGGAGCUGCAGAUGCUGUUCGUCGAGUUGCAACUAAGGGGACAGGGGCAUUUGUAGAAGAUGCCAAGAAAACAGAAGCACUGGUGCUAACGGUUGAUGGAAUGAUUUGGAGUGGAUGUACAAGUGGCUUACUUGUGCAGUGGGAUGGGAAUGGAAAUCGACUGCAUGAAGUUUUUCACCAUCCAUGUUCUGUCCAGUGCUUUUGCACUUCUGGGACACGAAUUUAUGUAGGCUAUGUGAGUGGUGUUGUCCAAGUGUUGGAUCUCGAGGGAAGUUUGAUUGCAGGAUGGGUUGCUCAUAACAGUCCUGUGAUAAAAUUGGCAGUUGGGGCUGGUAAUGUUUUUAGCUUAGCUACUCAUGGUGGUAUACGUGGAUGGAACAUCACCUCUCCAGGGCCUCUUGACAACAUAAUACGGUCCGAAUUGGCAGGAAAAGAACUGACAUAUACGAAACGGGACAAUGUCAGAAUCGUAGUUGGCACAUGGAAUGUUGGUCAAGGAAGAGCCUCUCAUGAAUCUCUUAUGUCAUGGUUGGGUUCUGCUGUAUCAGAUGUUGGCAUUGUUGUUGUUGGGUUGCAAGAAGUAGAGAUGGGCGCUGGUUUUCUUGCAAUGUCUGCUGCAAAAGAGACUGUAGGACUUGAAGGGAGUUCUGUCGGGAACUGGUGGUUGGACACAAUAGGAAAGGCCUUAGAUGAAGGGUCUACUUUUGAGCGUAUGGGUUCUAGGCAGCUUGCAGGCUUGCUUAUAUCUCUUUGGGUGAAAAAGAAUCUUAGACCAUAUGUUGGGGACAUUGACGUUGCUGCAGUUCCUUGUGGCCUCGGUCGUGCAAUUGGUAAUAAGGGAGGUGUAGGCUUGAGAAUCAGAGUAUAUGAUCGGAUAAUGUGCUUUGUAAACUGUCACUUGGCUGCACAUCUGGAAGCUGUCAAUCGCCGCAAUGCUGAUUUUGAUCAUAUUUUUCGAAAUAUGGUCUUCAGCCGGUCAUCUAAUCUACUCAAUGCUGCUGGUAUGGUGCCAUACCUGUUUUUGUUUUGCUCUCUUGUCUUCUCCACAUAUUUAUUUUGGCUGCUUUAUUCUUCUGGCUUGCCGUUGGUCCUCUCUUUUGCAGCUGGCGUCUCAACCUCUGCUCAUAUGCUUCGGGGUGCAAAUGCUGGGGGUGGCAUCUCUGAAGAACCUAGGCCUGAGUUAUCUCAAGCAGAUAUGGUUGUAUUUCUUGGUGACUUUAAUUACCGGCUUUUCGGUAUAUCUUAUGAUGAGGCAAGGGACUUUGUUUCGCAAAGAUGCUUUGAUUGGCUUAGAGAAAAGGAUCAGCUCAGAGCAGAGAUGCAAGCUGGAAAAGUUUUCCAAGGAAUGCGAGAGGCAAUCAUAAGAUUCCCUCCAACAUACAAGUUUGAAAAGCACCAAGCAGGUUUAGCAGGAUAUGAUUCUGGUGAAAAGAAGCGCAUUCCUGCCUGGUGUGACCGCAUAAUAUACCGUGACAAUCGGUCAGCUCCGGUGUCCGACUGCAGUUUACAGUGCCCUAUGGUCUCAUCAAUUUUACAGUAUGAUGCAUGCAUGGAUGUGACUGAUAGUGAUCACAAACCUGUCCGGUGUAAAUUCAAUGUGAGAAUUGCUCAUGGGGAUAAAUCUGUAAGGAGACAAGAGUUGGGGAAAAUUUUCAGAUCCAAUGAAAAAAUUAGGUCUAUUCUUGAAAAAUUAAGUCAUGUUCCAGAAACCAUUGUGAGCACCAACAAAAUAGUCCUUCAACACCAGGACUCAUCCAUCCUGCGAAUCACCAACAAAUGCGCGAAGGACACGGUUGUAUAUAAAAUCAUUUGUGAAGGUCAGUUGACUGUCAAGGAGGAUGGAGAAACACCUGAGCAUCGCCCAAGAGGCGGCUAUGGCUUUCCCCGAUGGCUUGAGGUUGUACCUGCAACUGGCAUAAUUAACCCUGAAGAAUGUGUGGAGGUCUCAGUGAAUCACAAAGACUUUCAUACCCUAGAAGAGUUUGUUGAUGGCAUCCCACAAAACUGGUGGUCUGAAGACACCCGGGACAAGGAGGUGAUAUUGGCCGUAAAUGUGGGUGGCAGUUGCUCAACCCAAACAUUCAGUCACCGAAUCGUUGUCCAUCACUGCUACACCGGCAAGAAAAUGCGCAUUGACUCAAAACCCAACAGUGCUAGGAAGAACCAAGAAGGUCAAGUUCAACGGUCUGAAUUCCGGCAACAAUGCACAGUGGAUGAUCUCCAAAAUUUGAAAAUCCAUGAAGGUAGAAACAGAGACUAAUAGUAAUGUGGCAGAUGUAGAUGAUGCAUUACCAGGGAGAAGUGCUUUGACUGGAAAUCUUGAUGUAAAUACUUUGUGAAGCCUGGUUCCCAUUACAAUCAUCUUAGAACAGGUUCAAUUUGUUUAUAAUAAUAUGUUAUAUUAUCAGUGUA